UUGAAGGUCAACGCGCCAUAUUGUCUGUGAGGUGGAGAAGCAGCAGCUGGGGGGGAGAGUGGAGCCGAGGAAAUUAAGAUCCAAUCAUCUAAACUUCAGGGUUAAUGAUGUGGGAUCAAGGUGGUCAGCGCUGGACACACUGGCCUUUGAGCCAGCAGCAGUGGUUGCAGACCUUCCAGCACCAGCAAGACCCAAGUCAAGUGGAUUGGGCAGCUCUGGCACAGGCAUGGAUAGCUCAAAAGGAAUCCAGUGGACCAAAUGUGGUGGAUCAGCAAGGAAUGCAGCCCAAUGGCCAGGAAAACCAGGGAUUAGACACAGGUCCAAAUAAUCAUGGAAACUUCCAGGGGGAUCCAAGUUUCAGCAGAAUGUGGCAGCCAGAAUGGGUGAUGCCCCAUCAGACUCCUCACCCGCCCCCAGGGCAACAGUGGAUGCCUCCAGCCCCAGGGCCAGUGGACGUUGUUCCUACUUCUGAAGACAGCAACAGCCAGGACAGUGUUGAUUUCCUUCCAGACUCCAGACACGGUGUCUUCAACCAAAACAACCACAACUUUGGAGGGCAACCAGAAAAUUUUACUAUGGCGCCAAUGGCAGUCAACCAGUUUGACUACCAGCAUGGUGCUGCUGCAUUUGGCCCCCCAUCUGGUGGGUUACAACCUCCUUACUGGCAGCAGAGCCCUCCACAGAGCCGUAGAGAGGGGCCCCCCACGUUUAGGGAGCGGCCACGCUCUCCCGUCCAGAUGCCAGUUAAACAGGAGCCCCCUGCACUUCUUGACGCUGUAAAGCGCAGGACAUUGCCUGCAUGGAUCCGUGAGGGACUGGAAAAGAUGGAACGAGAAAAACAGAAGAAACUAGAAAAAGAAAGAAUGGAUAAACAACGUGCUGCAAUGGCAAAAGAGGAGCUGGAAGAGGAGUGUGAUGGACCUUGUUUACCACGGAAAAGUAAAUUUGACAGUGACGAUGAAGUGGAGGAGGAAGAUGACAGACCUGCAGCAAAAAUAGUGGAACUGGAAAGUAGAAGUCCAUCCCCAAUACAUGAGGAGCAGAGUGAACCAGAAAUGACCGAGGAAGAAAAGGAAUUUCAACUGAUGAUUAUGACCAAAACUGUGCUGACAGAAGUGCUUUUUGAGGUCACCAAUGAAGAAAUCUAUUGCGUUGCAAAAGAGGUUCACCGCAAGGCAACAAAAGCUCCUGCAAAGCAGCUGGCACAGUCCAGUGCACUGGCUUCUCUCACUGGACUCGGUGGACUGGGUCAGUACGGGUCAGAUGAAAGCGAAGAUGAGAGAAGUGAGACAGACUCUGAAACUUCAGACACAGAUGAUGAGGAGCUGCGGCACAGAAUCAGGGAAAAGCAGGAUGCCUUCUGGAGGAAAGAGAAAGAGCGACAGUUUCAGGAGAGGCAACAAGUGGAAGAAGAAAAACAGUCUGAAAGAGUGAACAAAGAGAUGCAUGAAUAUGACAAAAAACAGAUUUUCAGCUCGGUUAAACAGGAAAUAGUAAAAGAGAGGGAGCCCGAAUCUAUAACUGAGAAAAGAAGGUCUCGCAGUGAGACUGAUGUCAUUGAGCCCAAAAAGAAUGUGAAAGAGGAGGAGAGGAUAGGCAGGAGUAGGAGCCAGAACUUGUCAGGUAGCAAUAGUCGGAGUAGCAGCAGUGAGAGCAGUAGUAGUAGCAGCAGCAGCAGCAGCAGCAGGUGGAGCUCCUCCUCCAGUUCAGUUAGCAGCCACAGCUCCUCACAUUCCUUCAUGCCAAAGAGAAAGAAAAAACGCAGCCGGAGCUGGUCCCCCUCACACAGGGCCAGGCAGCGCAGCAGAAGCAGGAGUUCCCACAGGCACAAGAGAGAGCGGAGCAGGGAGAAGGGGAGGGAUAGGAGGAGGACCAGUCGGAACAGGAGCGCAGAUAGGAGCAGUAGGAGGUGGAAUCGCAGCCACUCUAGGGAGCGCAGAGCUAGCAGGGAGAGGAGAAAGAGCAGGAGCAAGUCAAAGGUCAGGGUCAGCCAUAGCAGAAGCAGAGACCAGCACAGGAGUGAUGACAGGAGUCGUCGUCGGAGCAGGAGCAAGCGCAAUCAGACAGGCAGCAAGGACAGGAGGAAGGACAGGAGCCAGAGCAAUGAUAAGGACAAAAAGAAAAAGGAUAAAGAACAGGACAAGAAGAAAGAGAAGCAAAAAACUAAGGAAAAACGAGAGGAAAAAGAUCACAAGUCCACAGGCCAGGAAGGGAGUAGUACCAGUAGUAGAUCAAAGCGGAACAGCGAGUUGUCCAGCCGGCUGUCACGACAGGAUAGCAAGUCCAGCAAGAAAGGCUUGGUUAAGAAAAGCAAGAAAUAUUCAGAUUCUAGCAGUGGAAGCAGGUCUUGUUCUCCAGAGGUUAGCAAGGAAAAUAAGUCUAAGAAGACUAAACGUAGUCGUUCACGAUCAACGGAAAAAUCUCACAAGUCUGGUAAGAAGGCAAGCCGCAAACACAAGUCUAAGUCACGAUCAAGGUCAGUCACAUCAGUACAUCGCAGGCGUUGAGGAAUGAUAUGGCACCUGAACCUUAUUUUAAAAUUCUAUGAGUUUUAAAGGCUUGUCUCAUUAUAGAGGCAACUGCGUAGGUGGAAACAACUGUGUUUUUUUUUUUAGUGCUGUCUGCAAUACAUGAAUUUUUGAAUGGUUGGUUUUUCCUUGUAUUCAUAUUUUGAGGUUAGUAGAUUAAAAGUUUAAAGCCAAGCUAUUUUGAAGCUGUAACAUUUUAAAAAAAUAAAUCGUAAUGUACAUUGCUGUCAAUAAUAAAAAUUCAAAUGAGAUUGAGUUUUAUUUUUCAUUUGGAUUUGUAGCAUCGACGAUUUUUUGUCUUGUAUGUAUCCUUAACAUGACUGUUUAGUUGUUAAUCAGACAUGAGCAGCUUUAGCAGAAAUGUGUGUGUGUCAUGAUGCAUAAUUAAAUGUUUGGCAACAGGGUAAAUACAUGUUACUUUUUAAUUGUACACGUCUAUAUAAGUAGUGUGGAUGUAGUUUGAUUAGUUUGUAUAUUUAAAGAUGGCUUGGGGUAUGUAUGUUACUGAUUCAGAUGUCAUUUUCGUUGGAUUCUCAAUAAGCUUUCUCCAUCAAGUCGAUUUUGGAAAGAGGUUUCUGCAGGCCCACUAUCCUUAACGGUUGAUAACCCAAUUCAGACCUGUUUGAUCUCAGUCUUUCACCAAUGGCAAAAAAUAGGACUAAUUAAAAAAAAAAAAAAAAAAAAAAAAAAAGCCAGAUAGAAAAUUGCAUUAAAUCAUCCACAAAACUGAAUAUGACCUUGGUGGUCAGUAUUUUAGGAUCUGCUUUUUAUAUGCUCUGCAUUAUGAAUGUAAUAAUUAUUAUUAUUUUUUUUUAAUAAAUGCUACGAGAGAGAAAUAAAAGGUGUUUCUUGGG
Polyodon spathula (Mississippi paddlefish) is the source of this 3382-nucleotide messenger RNA. RefSeq names its product arginine/serine-rich protein PNISR-like. The coding region runs from base 105 to 2507 and encodes 800 amino acids. Gene Ontology annotation, cellular component: presynaptic active zone; nuclear speck. NCBI's taxonomy places the organism in Eukaryota, Metazoa, Chordata, Actinopteri, Acipenseriformes, Polyodontidae. The record is from RefSeq and is a predicted model, not a curated record. The transcript is spliced from 12 exons. Gene Ontology annotation, molecular function: RNA binding.